Messenger RNA from Aphanomyces invadans, 1652 nucleotides. RefSeq lists its product as hypothetical. Gene Ontology annotation, biological process: cell wall (1->3)-beta-D-glucan biosynthetic process. Lineage: Eukaryota; Oomycota; Saprolegniomycetes; Saprolegniales; Verrucalvaceae. The record is from RefSeq and is a predicted model, not a curated record. Bases 13 to 1572 code for a protein of 519 amino acids. Gene Ontology annotation, molecular function: 1,3-beta-glucanosyltransferase activity. The transcript is spliced from 3 exons. Gene Ontology annotation, cellular component: cell wall.
GCUCGGCUCUGAAUGGCCGACCGGUUUCACAUUGGAUUCCUCCGUCCGUCGCACAACACCAUGCACUUGGCAGUGUCGGCGGCUGCCGCCGCUGUCUUCUUGGGAGGUUUCCUGGACACGACUGUACACGCUAUUGCCCCGAUUGAGAUCAAGGGCAACCGGUUGUUUGAAUAUGGCACGGACAAACCGUUCAUCGCUAAAGGGCUCGACUACUAUCCCCGCCCGAACGCAGGCCUCUUGAACAUCAACAACUUCGACUUCUUCACAGACGACCACGAGUCCAUCUGGAAGCCGCACGUGGCCGAGUUUAUCGCGCUGGGAAUAAAUGCCGUGCGUCUGUACGCUGUGGAUCCGUCCAAGAGCCACGACAAGUUCAUGUGUGCACUCUCGAAUGCUGGCAUUUACGUGUUGAUCGAUUUGGCGUCCAGUUGUGAGGAUUGUGCAAUCACAAAGGACCCAUAUCCUGCGUGCUACCCCGCACAUUUGAAGACGCGCGGCCAACAGAUCAUCGCGGCAUUCUCCAAGUACAACAACGUUUUGGCUUUCAGCGCAGGGAACGAAGUGAAUCACUACGUGUCGACAAUGGAGAUCAAUGCGCCGUGCCAGAAAAAGUUCAUCCGAGACAUGCGUGCGUACAUCAGCGGCUGCGACACCAACAUGCGCAACAUUCCCGUUGGAGUUGUCCUGGCUGACCACGAGCGAUCGAUUAACGCGCUCUACUACGCUUGCCGCACCGACCCGACGGAUGAGCUCGAAAAUGCAGAAUGGUACGGAUUGAAUGCGUACCUCCAGUGCGACCCGCUGGCGGCGCUGAACCCGAAAGAAAUCGGCGCGGGGUACCGCAACCUUCUCAGUGACUUCACGGCGUAUCAACUCGCGAUCCCCACGCUGCUGACCGAGUACGGCUGCUUGAAUGUCGGGUUUCCCACCGUUGAUGGUUAUGCUGCCCAACGAACAUGGCUCGAUGCAACCUGGUUACUCUCGCCGGCGUUCGCGGACGUGUUUGCCGGUGGCUUCGCGUUUGAGUUCUUGACGGAGAACCAAAAUUCCAAGGCCGACUCGCCGUACCCGUUCAAGACAUUUGGGGCGCAGAACUAUGGCCUGGGGUACUUUGAGCCGGAAGGGUGCGAUGCCGACUCGACGCCGUGCGUGUUCCAUCGUAUGCCCAACUUUGACUACCUUGCCAAACAGUAUAGCAACGCGACGAUGGACCAUCUCGUCGGGCGGUCUGCGUACACGCCAGCACACACGACACUGCCAAAAUGCCCCGCCGACGUGCCAUCCAUAUCUGGGGUCCUCUGGCCCGCCGACAAAGAAACGGAUAUGCUCUGCCCAGAUCUAACGCAAACGCCGUUGUGUCCUGGCGACGUCAUCAACACUGGCAAAGGCAGCACGAUAAAGCCAAGUGUCAAGACCGUGGUGCCAGUGAGAGGAGUGCCGACUGUGACGCCAUCGUCAUCGAUGGCUCCCCCCACUCAUGAAACCACACAAGGCACUUCUGCCGCUGCAGCGAGCAACAUGCUUGGUGUCAUCGUGAUGGCAGGAGCUGCGAUCUUUGCUGGAUAUGUAUGAGCUUGUAUUGCGAAGUGGCAGUCGAUCGAUCUGUGUCAAAAGGAUUCGUUUCGACAAAUACGAGCAGUUCUCUCUCCCCA